Cynocephalus volans (Philippine flying lemur) is the source of this 2154-nucleotide messenger RNA. It is a transcript of the gene TSPAN8, whose product is annotated as tetraspanin 8. NCBI's taxonomy places the organism in Eukaryota, Metazoa, Chordata, Mammalia, Dermoptera, Cynocephalidae. The record is from RefSeq and is a predicted model, not a curated record. The transcript has 8 exons. Gene Ontology annotation, cellular component: plasma membrane. The coding region runs from base 249 to 965 and encodes 238 amino acids.
GAGCCAUGACAAGCAAAGGAACAUACUCGCCUGGAGAUAGCCUCUGUGAUAUUUAAAUGUGUAGGUUAAUUUUUUAUCCACUUUAAUAACUGGGUUUUUUCUCCCUCUACUUCUUUGCUUUCUAUUUCUGCUCUGAAGCCGUGGGCACGGAAAUCUCUGCAGGCAAAUUACUCCAGAGCACAUUGCAGGACAAUACUAUAACGAAUAGUUAAAUUUACGGGCAUUUGGAUUCCUGAUCCUCUUCCGAAAUGGCAGGUGUGAGUGGCUGUAUAAAAUAUUCUAUGUUUAUCUUCAACUUCUUGUUCUGGCUCUGUGGUAUCGUGAUCCUGGGAAUAGCAAUAUGGAUACGAGUAAGCAAAGAUGGCCAAGAGAUUCUCAGUUCUGCAGACUCUGGCACUUACCCCUACGUUGCUGUGAAUAUCUUGAUUGCUGUGGGUGCCAUCAUCAUGAUUCUGGGUUUCCUGGGGUGCUGUGGUGCCGUGAAGGAAAGCCGCUGCAUGCUGCUUCUGUUUUUCAUAUUCUUGCUUCUGAUCCUGCUCCUGCAAGUGGCAGCAGGUAUCCUAGGAGCUGCUUUCAAAUCUGAGUCUCAGAGCAUUCUGAAUGAAACUCUUUAUAAGAAUGUAAACCUUUUGAGCUCAACAAGUGAUGAUGCCAAAGCAUUCCAGCAAGCCGUGACUGAAUUUCAAGAAGAGUUUAAAUGCUGUGGAUUGGUCAAUGGAGCUGCUGAUUGGGGAAAUAAUUUUCUACAAAAUUACAAGUCAUGUGAAUGCCCAAGUUUGACAGAUUCUUCUUGUACAUCUUAUAAAGGCAAAAUUGUUUACAAAGAGCCAUGCAUUUCUUUCAUAGAAGAAUUAGUUGCAAAACAUCUUAUCAUAGUUAUUGGAAUAGCGUUUGGACUGGCAAUUAUUGAGACUCUUGGUUUGGUGUUUUCUAUGGUCCUGUAUUGCCAGAUCGGGAACAAAUGAAUCUGUGAAUGUGUCAAGCUAUCAUCAGGCAAACCCCUUUAAAACUUUCCUUUGGCUUUGUAACUUCAAAUAUAUGAGUGCUGUAUAUGUCAGGAGCAACUGUCCUAUUAAAAUGUUUCACUUAGCUGGGACAUGGAUAUCUUCUAGACAUGUUGAACAUAUUUAAGAUUUGAGGGACAUAAGGAAAAUGAUAUGAAUGUGUAUUUUUGUUCAAAAUAAAAGUAAUAUUGUUUACACUGGUGCUUUUUUGUGUCUGAUCAUUCUGUUCAGGUGGUACUGUGCUUAAAAUGUUCAUCUGGAGCCACCCAGUGGAAUAAUCUUUUUCUUUAAGUGACAGGGCCAUAGAUAGUCAAGGUAGUAAAUCUGGGAAUUUCAGCAACAACUUUCUCUUUUUUGUGGUGUAUUAGCCAUUGGUAAUAAGACGGAAUUAAGUCUGAAGUUGAAAUAAUUGAGAGUAGUCUAGCUAAAAGAGUUGCCAUCUCUUUUUUAUUUUAUGUAUGUCAAUGACUACUAAUGUUGUCUUUCCUUUGCUACACACCUGUUGUGGGAAUGAGAAGAUCUGAGUGCCUACCUCCCAGCCACUGAAUCUCUGGUACCUCUGGGACACAAUAGUUAUAAUUUCUUUUUCUUUGUAGUUCUCAGAAACAUUUAAAAAUAUUGCUUCCUAUCGAAGUAAAAUAUACAUACAGUAAAGCGAAUAUAUAUUAAGUGUAUAGCUCUGUGAAUAUAUACACUUGUGCAAGAUCAAGGUGUAGAACAUUUCCAUCACACCAGAAAGCCCCUUCAUGACAGCUCCCAGUGGUGUGCUGGGACUGGCUCACACCGACUUGCCAGAGCAGAUUGUACACACAUUCAUGUCUUCCCAACUCUGUGUUCAGUUACACCACACUGGUAGCUUGAAAUUUAUAGUAUUUGCAUUGUGGAAAUCAGGGUUUGAUAUAUAUAUAUAUAUUUUUUUGAGAACUGGUUGAUAAACAUUUACCAGUAUACUGUCCCUCUCCGUAGAUACCCCCUAAGGAUAAUCACUCUUCUGACUUCUAUGACCAUAGAUUGAUUUUGCCUGUUCUUGAAUUUUCUCUAAAUGGAAUAACAACAUAUGCACUCUGGCUUCUUUUGCUCAACAUUUUGUCUGUGAGGUGCAUCUAUAUUGUUGCAUGUAGCUGUAGUUUAUUCUCAUUGCUAUGUAGUA